CUGGCGAAUGUCUCGUGUCAGUCGAGCCGUGUGUCGCGUCGCGGUAGUGUUGUGUCGUGGUUGUGUGUCUCGCGGUUCUCGUCAAAUACUGAUGACGCUUUGCUUACCAUGAUUAUGAAUGAUGUGAAUUCAGUGAAAUCAAGUUUAACAUAUCAUCCCCAAAAUGUUCUUAAAGAAGUGAAAAAAAGCAACGCGCGAUAAAAUUUUGCAGUCCGAUUUUAUCGUUUUGUUUCAACCGCGUGCUUUCCACCGUGUCGGUCUUUUCUCUUUCGGGGGAGUUUUCAAGGUUACGCUUUCAAUACCGGCACGAACGAUCCGGAGACCGUUGCUUUUGCCUACAGUUUCGUCCUCUCUUUGUCACACGCGUGUCGUAGACGAUUUAAAAACUUCGGCUGCCAAUUACCAUUCCAGGUAUAAUUCGCUCCAAAUUUUCAUUCGGAUUUGUAUUCAUUUUUUACUUUGUACUGUGUUUUUUAUUUACUGUACCGUCAAUUUAUCGUCGUUUGUCGUUAUUUAUCGAAUUGAUCGAAAAUAAUGAAAUUUUGCCUACAAACUCAAGAAUAUUUCUCUAUGAAAAUCAACAAAAGUUUAUGAUAGAAAGUGAUGGAUUCGAAAUUAUUCGUUUCGUAUAAGAAGAAUCUUUUAAAUUAUAAAGAGUACGUGUAAAGAGCAUACAAGCACGUGUGUUAGAAUUAUAAUAGUGUCAAAAAGAAAAAAAAAGUGAACAGUUUGUGAUUACAAUCAUUACAAACUAUUUAUUUGACGUCUUCCGUGUGAUAAGUGAAUGCGCGGCAAAAUCAAAACGUGCAAAGUUAUUCCCAUCCAUUGAAGAAAAGGGAUUCAAUUCAAAUUUAAUUGUGAGACAAAUGUAGUGACGGAAUGUUCAUAGAUAAAAUAUUCCUUAUUACGUGUAUGGAUACGUAGUAUGUGAGUAGAUUGUCGCGGGCAAUAACAAUAAUUUUGUAACUGUAAUUUAAAGUGGUUCGAGACGUGAGACACGUGCUCUAAAUUCGAUUGUGUUUAAAAGGAUCGAUCGGUUGAUUUCUCUUCCACCCUCCCUAUCCAUAACCGAGUGCUUCGUAAAAUAGAUCGAGGCGAGGGUACUGAGUACAAUUACCCGUGUUUUUCUUUCAACUGUUAACCGUGCACCAGAAACCAAGCGGUUUAAAAGCGUUCGAAAAGGAGAUUGUAUCAUCUCAUCGAACCAGUUCAAUCGUCCGCAUCUCGUAAUGAGCCAAGGCAUCGCACGUUGAAGAUCGAACCAGUGUGUCCCCCCCUGCGUCGUUCAUCGGUAUUCUCCGAGGAGCCGUUAAUCGGGGUGCCGCCCAUUACAAGAAAAACCAAUCGGGUUCGCAAUCGGUUUGCCCGGAUUCAAUAUAGCGAAUAUCAUACGUGACUUCGCUCUUUUGCGAGGAUGUCGUCGAUCCGCAUUCUUUCGAAGAUGUCGCGGCGCGUAGUUUCAACAAGACAGAGCGCAUAAGGGGUGGUCGAGACAAGGACAGACCGAGACCAGAUCGGAGGGAAAGUGAAGGAGAGACACGUGUAUACGAGAGAAGAGAGCGGCGGGGGCGUUAUAAAGCCCUCGCACUCCUCGCGACCGAGCAAAAAUGACGAUGGCUAGUAAUAUCGUGGUCGAGUGGCUACGCUCGCUUCAUUUGGGCCAAUAUUCGGAGUCAUUCAUCGACAACGGCUAUGACGACCUUGAGAUAUGCAAACAAAUCGGCGAUCCCGAUCUCGAUGCGAUCGGUGUGUUCAAUCAGACCCAUCGAGCACGGUUGUUGCAAUCGGUGAAGACCCUCAGGGAGGAGGGUGCAGCGAGCGUUUACUUCACCCUGGAAGAGAGUAAUGAUUGCCUGUGCGACAAUGUUAGCUCGAAAUCGUCGAGAACAUCUUCUGAGAGACCGCUCAGUGAUAAAGAGGCGCAACGGGCCUCGCCAACGGCCAGUUCCUCGAGCGGUGGUCAGGAAUUAACCAAGUUCGCGGACGAGUACGAGGAGGGAAAGGCAGAACUCGUCAGAAUCCCAAGGAUGCAGCUACGGAUGCUGCUGCAGGAGAAGCUAAGGCACGACGGCAUCAGGUUGGCUUGUCAACCUUACACAACACCGGGACGAAAUACCAUGGAGGGGAGUAUUGUACAACCUGUCGAAGAAUUUUCUCGCCGUUUGACGCGAUCCCUCGCGUUACGUGAAGGAAUCACCGGAGGCGAGGUAAGGGAAGGUGAGAGGGGAUACUUAGAGGGGCUGGCUUCAAGGUAUGCAGACCUCUUCAGAACGCAUUACGGAGACGUCCUGGAACCGCUUGAGGAGCUACGCCGCCGUGAAACAAAUGCUUCUCCCAGAAUGCCCAACACUCAACUCACUACCAGUCAUUCACAGCCCAUUUACGUGCCCGGGAAAUACUCGCCCUCGAGCUGUCUCAGCGAUAAGGAAGAGGACGAAAUCUAUGGCUUUGGAUACGGUGUAUUCAGCAGGCAAAUGCUUCAACAACGACAACAGAAACUUGCUCUUGCCGCGCAAAAUACAACUGCAGUGACACCUGGUGGACAUCAACAACCUUAUCAAAGUUGUCUGAGCCCGAGGUCUGCGUUGUUCUACGAAUUCCCGCCUAACGAACAAGGACAAACCACAAGUAAGAAGAAAACAACAUUUUCGCGAUUGCUUCGAGGACUAAAGACGCACAGGAAGGAGAAGCAAGCGCAAACUCAAGGUUCCCCGAGGCAUGGCCGUAUAAGAAUGGGAGUACCACAAAGAGUAGAUACACCAGACAGCGUAUUGCAAAGUGGAUUAGGCAUGGGACCAGAUAUGGGGCACACUAUUUUACGUUCUAUGGUUGAUCCAAGAGAUUACGAUCGAUUAAGAUACUUACAAAUGAAUGGAGGUCAGCCAAACAGCUUCGAAGAGACCAUACAUAGGCUGAAAGUUCAAGAGGCACUGAGAAAGAAGGAACGAUUUCAUAAAGAACACGAAGAGAUACUGAGGGAUAUCCGGCAGGGUUUAAUGCAGCUUGGUCGGGACGGACGGGGUCAGCUCCCUGGAGAUGACACUUACAUGUACGAUGAAGAUGCACGUUGUGGAGGAGGAUUGGGCUUGGGUCCUGGAGGUCAACAUUGGUAUGACGAACCACCAUAUGAGUCAGAUCCCGAAGAUUUCCUUAUGGGGGCAAGUGGCGGGCCAGUGCCAACUGCAACUAUACAAAAUGGAAGAGUAUGUUUCACGCUAAAUUUGAAGCCCGAGAACAGAAGUGAGGGAAUUAUUUCGCUUCGAACUGCCGGAGACAUCAGCCUCCCACGAGAUCGCUCUAGGAAAGGAGCAACAUCGACAAUGCGAGGGCUUAUUGUGCCACAAGGUCACAAUAAUCCACCGGCCAUCAUACCACUUACACAUUCGAGAGCUUCUCGAGAAAGUGGAGACUACGCGAGCAGCGAUGUCCAGAGCCGGAGUAGCGGCGAGGAAGGACUAUCGCCAAGCCAAAGCAGCGACUACGAGGAUCAAGAAGAACUUGAGAAUCAACAUCCGGCCGCCGUACACACAUCAGAAGCUAGCGCUCUGCUCGAGGGGGACGCCAGGGCGGGGAUCGCGGGACGUGCGAGAAAUUUGAGGCACGACGUGCAACGGAAGAUUUCAAGGCUGCGCCAGGAUCGCGCCUCAUCAGAGGCCUUCCCGUGCAGCGCGAGCAGCGUCGAGAGCCUUCCAAGCGGAAGUGGUUCGAGCACGCAGGCACUUGUGCGUGCAGGAAGCAAUCACAGUUCGAUAUCCUGCGAAGACAGGGACGCCAUCAGCCCAACGUCUAUUGGACCUGUGCUGUGCAGAGCCAGGGCACUGGUCGAUUAUACGCCCAGCCCUUAUGACAAGGAAGCAUUAAAGUUUAAGAAGGGAGACAUCAUCGACGUGGUACAAAUGAACAAGAGCGGGCUGUGGAAGGGUGUUUUGCACAACAGGAUAGGCCACUUCAAGUUCAUAAACGUCGAGAUACUAAACGACAGGGUUCCAAGGCGGGGCGAGCCCGAAGGGCGGGGGAAGUGGGGCCAGAGGUAUAGGCAGAAGCCCGGUUCCGUUCAAGAGCUCUUGCAGAGAAUGAAUCUUCAGGAACAUAUUCCUGUUUUUGUAUUUAACGGAUACGAGGAUCUGGAACUCUUCAGGGAAAUUGAAGCCGCGGAUCUUGAUUACUUGCGUAUACAUCAGCCAGAACAUCGUGCUAAGAUACUUACAGCUGUGCAACUAUUAAAUGAUCUUCAAUCCGGAAGCGAGGGCGAUUUAGCUUCAAGCUCGGAGGGUGACGAGGUAAGUCGACUGGUCUUAACCUCUGGCCAGACAUCCGGCCAUUGUUCACCGUUUAAUCGUCGCCAGUUCCCGCGGGACUCUGGCUGUUACGACGCUCACAAGAAUCCCACUAGCCGGCGAACCGUAAGCCCGGAAUCGACAACGACUACCAAGCUGCCCAGAGAGAACAAUCUCGAUUCCGCGGCGCCUACGAAGAGCGUAAGCGGCGUCAGCACAGAAGGGAGCACGGUGACCGACAGCAAGGACGACUUCCACCCCAACAUACCCAUCACGGCCAACGUGGCCGGGCAGAAGGAGAGCCAGUUCGAUAAAUCGCCGUUGCUUCGUAGCGGAAACGUUCGGUUUAUCGCGAAAAGAGGGAAUUUCGGCGAGACGGUGGUGAUCGAGGACGCAUGCGAGGGUGGGCAAAAACUGGGAGGCAUGGUGAAGUACGUGGUCGGGAGCAGUGACCUUGGCCUCGAGAACAGCGGAAAUAUGACAGGUCUUGGACAAAGGGGUUGCCUGAGCGAGAAAUCGAGCGACUCGGGCGUCAGCUCGUCGAGCAUCAGCUCUGCACCGCCACCUAGGGACAAAGUUCUUGCCAACGUUGCCUCCGACUCGCCCACCAAGAACUUUGGCAAUUUCACCAGAGCGUCCCCCACCUCUCAGCCAGCCACCAAUAAGAGCCAGAGUGGGGAGGCCAGUUACCAGUAAAGGAUACUGAUAGAGGAGGACAGGAGACCGAUCCCGAUUCAUCUUGCCUUUACAUUGUAUUUUCAUAAGUUUCAUUGUAAAUUAUUGUACACUUACUACGCGAUAAUGUAAACGCGGAUUUUUAAAAGAUUGUUAACAAGAUCGUGCAAUUUCAAUGGAGUUCUUCUGCUGUAUCCGUAAGUAUUUACACAAUUUGUUCGAGGAGGGAUUUUAACCUUUUCGAUAGCUUGAUUCGAUCAAGAAAGGUAUGCAUGUAGUAUAUGAAUGUACAUUGAGAAAAUAGGUUUUCAUACCAGUGAACGAUGAUCGAAAUUUCGAAAAGAUACGUACACAAACGCGAUAGAGAAGAUUGCUACAUGUUUCACGCUCGUUUGUAUAACUAUUUUGUAAUAUACUUUCAUUGUCUAUUUUGAGAACUAACAAACAAAACGUACUACCUAUAAUGAAUCUUCGGAGAAGGGUCAACUUGUUGAAACUUAUUGAGACGACUUAUUGAAUAUGACUGAAAUGAUUUAUAAAAUGUUAUGCAGUGAUAUAUCUAGUAUUCCUGUAAUUCAGUUUAUCGAAUGAACUUGAAACCGGAACGUAGAGAAUGGCUGUAAACCGAGAAACGAGCUUAAAUGGAAAAUGCACGUACAGAUAUGGAAUCCUUUCGUAGGAUUCACACGUUGAAGAACCAAUCAAUGAAUAGCGGUUACUCGGUGUUUAAUAUUUUAUUUCCCCGUUAAAGGCAAUAUUUAUAUAAUUUCUUCUCUUGUUUUGUCUUUUUUUUUUUUUUUUAACCCAUCCUUGAAUCGAAAGGAAUAACGCUUCGCUAACUUUUAUUGCCUCGUCGAUUCUUUGUCCUCGUUAUUUCAUAAUCAAAACUUCGCGGCUGCUCGUUAUUUUUUUUUAACGAGAAUUCCAGCUUUAUCUCGAUAUUGGAUCAAAGCUUUCCACGUGAUUAUUUUUCACUCCGAGUUUUUUAUGACUCUCGGUAAAUGAGACGAUGAGAAGGAAAGAGGAGACGAGCCAGAUAUAAAAAUUUAUACGGCCUCGACGAGAGGAACGAGUAACAACGUUUGUAUCGUGCACGAAUGGAAUAAAAUUUUUGGCAGUACGAUGAAAUAUCGAGAGGAGCCGUGUCACUGCCAAUCAUUUCAUGAUCUCGUCUAUCGUUUUCGACGCUCGUAAUAAAUGAACUAAUGAUAAUAUUGUGAUAAGAUUGCAUUUACGUCUAAAUAAUUUUUGUAAAUAGAUUAAAGAUUCGCAAUAGAGGAUUCAUCUUUGCAAUUUGUAUACAAUAAGCUACAGAGAACAGAGACUAAUGAGAUGUUUAACGAGGAAUAAUGAGAAGAGACAUGUUGAUCUGUCAAUUCAACAGUUGGACUUCAAUCAGCUGUUUCAGCUGCCUAUACGAGAAAUGGAAACUUUUUUUAGAUUAAAGACUGCCAACAGAUUAAAACUUUUUGAACACGUGAUAAAAUGUUCGUUUGCUAUUAUUUUUGAGACUAGAUUACUUUAAUGAAAAAUGCAUAUGAUUUGACGAUUAAACAGUCGACACAGAAAUAUGAAAGAUAAGGAUUAUUAUGUAAUAAGAAA
Apis mellifera (honey bee) is the source of this 6554-nucleotide messenger RNA. Its product is annotated as SAM and SH3 domain-containing protein 1. The record is from RefSeq and is a predicted model, not a curated record. Bases 1608 to 4973 code for a protein of 1121 amino acids. Gene Ontology annotation, molecular function: protein binding. NCBI's taxonomy places the organism in Eukaryota, Metazoa, Arthropoda, Insecta, Hymenoptera, Apidae. The transcript has 16 exons.